Bacillus rossius redtenbacheri is the source of this 8615-nucleotide messenger RNA. RefSeq names its product disks large homolog 5 (gene Dlg5). Lineage: Eukaryota; Metazoa; Arthropoda; Insecta; Phasmatodea; Bacillidae. Gene Ontology annotation, cellular component: plasma membrane. Bases 268 to 5634 code for a protein of 1788 amino acids. Gene Ontology annotation, biological process: negative regulation of hippo signaling. Gene Ontology annotation, molecular function: protein binding. The record is from RefSeq and is a predicted model, not a curated record. The transcript is spliced from 28 exons.
UUUGUUAAGUGAUAUAUAAACAAUACACUUUUGUUAUUAUAGAACGUAGCGUGUUUGGUGUUGUAAUAAUCACUACAGGAAACACGAAUGGUUUUUGCUUGAUCGACCAAGUGAAUCGUAAGGUACUUUGAAAGUUUCAAAAGUCAGCUGACUAAUGAUAAUACAAUGUAUAAUGUGGCUUGAGGUUAAGACAUGAACUGCAGACGAUUUUAUCACCAGUCAUCUGGCAGCUGAUCGCAGUCACAGGACUGCUGCAGUUCUGGAAGAAUGGCAUCAGGUUCUUCAUCGCUGGACAGUAAUGGCAGCAAUGGGACCCUGUCUCACGGCUGCGCGGUGUCCAGCAGCGACCGGAGUCUGUCAUCCGGGUCGGCGCGCGACUACGACGGCCUGAAGCAGCAGUGCGACAAGGCCAUGCACGAAGUGCAGCUACUGCGCAGCAGGCAGCACAGCGAGUCGGUGCGACGCUGCGACCACACCAUGAAGGAGCUGGAGUACUACCGGGGCCAGCACCGCGCCGCCAUGAACCAGCUGGAGGCGGCCGCCCAGGAGUCGUCCGCUCUGCGGGCCAAGUACGCCGACCUGGCCGUCGAGAGGCAGCGUCUGGACCGCGAGGUGCACAGCCUGUCCGACUGCCGCUGCCAGGCGCAGGAGGCGGGCGGGAGCGAGGGGUCCGGGCCGGACGCCAUGAACCAGCACUACAUGAACGCACUGCGCAAGUACGACGCCAUCAAGGAGGAGUACGACACGCUGAGGAAGCGCUACGACGACAUCAUCACCUCCCACACGUCGGCAGUCAACAAGCUGGAGCUGUCCCAGGAGGAAGUGAGUCGUCUGAAGAAGCAGUGCGAGGAAGUAGCGCAGGAGCGCAACGUGGCUAUCCGGGAGCGCAAUGGCCUGAAGCAGCAGUGCACGUCUGCCAUCCGGCAGUGGGACAUUGCCCUGCGCGAGCGCAACGAGUACCGCGAGGCCCUGGUGAAGGUGCAGCAGCAGCACGAGGAGGCGGUGAAGGAGAUCAACCAGGCCAUGGCGGUGCGCAUGAAGGCCAGCAAGGACCUGAAGCGCCUCACGGAGGAGCGCAACGCGGCCAUGCAGGAGUACUCCCUCAUCAUGAGCGAGCGAGACACCGUGCACAAGGAGAUGGAGAAGCUGUCCGACGACCUCACCCAGGCCUUCAAGAAGAACAAGGCGCUCGAGUCGGAGAACAAGGACUUCCAGGAGGAGAGGAAGACGCUGUCGUACCAGAUAGAGACGCUGAAGCGAGAGAUCGCGUCGGCGCUGCACGACCGCGACAAGGCCCUGAAGGAGUGCAACGACCUGCGCGAGCGGUUCGGCGAGUACACCGCCAAGGAGGAGUCGAGCCGCGACGGCUACAAGAGCCGCCUCGAGUACAACCACAGCAGCCGCGAGAGGGACAGCCUGCACGAGAGCCAGGCGGAGGCCUCCAAGAGCACGCGCGACAUGUACGGCAAGUCCCAGAAGGAGCGCAUGGACAACCUGGACCAGGCCAACCAGGAGAUCGACCGGCUGCGCAAGCAGAUGGACAAGCUUCAGGUGGAGCUGCAAGAGGCGAUCCAGGAGGCGGAGGUGUCGAAGCGACGCAGGGACUGGGCCUUCAGCGAGCGCGACAAGAUCGUGCUGGAGCGGGAGAGCAUCAGGACUCUGUGCGACCGGCUGCGCAAGGAGCGCGACCGUGCCGUCUCCGACCUGGCCGAGGCCCUGCGCGACUCGGACGACAUCAAGAAGCAGCGCAACGAGGCGUCCAAGGAGCUCAAGGACCUCAAGGAGAAGAUGGAGGCGGAGCAGGAGAAGGAGACGCGCAUGCAGCAGUUCCGAGCGGACGGCCACAACCACAGCCACGACUCGGCCAUCGACGCAGACCUGCAGGAGUGGGAGACCGAGAUCCUUGACAUCGACCUGAGCGGCCUGGCGUCGGACGACGACCUGGGCUUCAGCCUGGUGGGGGGCCGCGACGACCCGCAGUGCCCCAACGACAGUGCCAUCUACGUCUCCUCCGUCUCCAAGGGCAGCGUGGCCGACGGCAAGCUCAAGGUGCACGACUGCAUCAGCCGCGUCAACAACCUGGACUGCAGCAACGUGAGCAAGCGCAUGGUGCUGGAGACGGUGCGGUCCAGCAGCGGGCGGGCCAGCAUGGUGGUGCGGCGACGCAGGAUGGCCGGGCGCUGCCUCUACACCACCCAGCUGCACCUGAGCAUCAGUGAGCACGGCCUCACGCUGGAGACCGGCAUCUACAUCUGCAAGAUCGCCCCCGGCUCGCUGGCGGCCAAGGAGGGCAACCUGGCCGUCGGAGACCGGGUCAUCAGCGUGAACAACAGGACCAUGGACGGCCUGAAGGACGCGCGCGACGCGAUGGCCGUGCUCAACGAGCCGGCGGACGUGCUCACCAUCACGACCCUGAAGACCCUGUCGUCGCCGACCGGCUCCACCUCCAGCGGGGACGACGAGCGGGGCUGCUUCAGGCGCGGCCUGCCCCGCAUGGUGAACCGCAGCUCGCAGACGGAGGACCAGCGCCCCAGGUACGAGGACUACGCGGCGGAGCGCAAGUACGCGCCCGCCAAGCCGGGGCCGGAGAAGAGCGCCGGCCCAGGCGCCUGGGAGAUGAUCCGCGAGAAGAUAGACUUCGUGCGGCACCGCAAGGAGCGCAACCGGGAGGCGUGCGAGGAGAAGAAGGAGCCCACGACGUUCGAGCAGGAGCGGGACGCCAUCGCGGAGCUGGACCUGGUGAUAGAGAGCGCGGCGGAGCACCGCAGGGUGGGGGCCAAGCGCAGUCGGCGGCGGGCGGGCAAGGACGGGGGCACGUGGCCCAAGACGCGCAACGGGCCGGUGCUGGAGCACGCCACCGGGACCGUGCUGCACCCCGCGAGGCACAAGGAACGGCUGCCUCUCUCCGUGCUGCUGGGCGACCCCUCCAAGUACCCCGCGGAGGUGAGCCACUGCUGCUCCGAGCGGCAGCCCGUGCGGCUGGUGAGCAUCACCCACGACCGCUCGUCGUCCUGCGGCAACGCCGGCCAGCUGUCCUUCUCCUCCGCCCCCUUCCAGGACUCCUGCGACAAGAAGGAGCGGGACCGCCUCAGCGCGCUGCUGCCCUCCGACGCCAGCAUCGACUUCUCCGUCAAGUCCGGCGGCGGCAAGGAGGUGAUGGAGUACUACGUGAAGAAGAAGGGCAGCAAGUACCCGACCAGCGACAGCGAGAACAACAUGGACUCGUUGGCGUCCUCGGGCCACUCCCACGGCCGGGCACACUCGCAGCUGUAUGUGCCUCCCGUGCGCUCCCUCCCGCACUACCCCUUCACCCCGUUCCCCCUGGCCCACCCGCACCCCCACGCUCAUCCCCCGGCCCCGCGCUACCCCUCCCCCACCCUGCUGCCGUCGUCCCCCAGCGGGGAGUCCCUGGACACCAGCGACUCGCGCUUCAACUGCUUCGAGCCGUACAGCCCCUUCUCGCAGAACUCCCACCACAGCCACUCUCCGUCCGCUGACAUGCACUACCACAGCAAGCGCCCCAUGCUGUCUGCGCACUCCCACCCGGGCUACCGCGGCCACGAGGAGAUCUCCAUCGGCUACCACGGCUACGAGGGUGGCACGUUCCCCCGCAAGAAGGAGAACCCAAGGAUAAGGAUCCCGUCGAACCCGAGCGUGACGAGCAAGAGCAGCGCCGGCAAGGUGUCCACGGGCAGCAUGGAGCGGGCCUCGGAGCGCGGCAGUCCCAUGCCCACCUUCCACGUGGAGGUGCUGAGCACGGGCCACCGCGACGCCAAGCAGCGCAACUCCCUGCCCCCGGACUACUGCUUCGCCCAGAAGUACGUGCCCUGCGUGCCGUGUUACAGGCCGCUGCCCGGGGAGCUGCGCCGCGUGCACAUCGACAAGUCCGUGGAGCCCCUGGGGAUACGCAUCACGUGCGUGAAGAAGGGCGGCGUGUUCGUGUCGACCGUGGCGGACCACAGCCUGGCCUCGCAGGUCGGCCUGCAGGUGGGAGACCAGCUGCUGGAGGUGUGUGGCAUCAACAUGCGCAGCGCGACCUACCAGCUGGCCGCUAACGUGCUGCGGCAGUGCGGCAACUCCAUCACCAUGCUGGUGCAGUACAGCCCCGACAAGUACAACGACAAGGACGCCAGCUCGAGCGGGGACGAGGGAGCGGGCUCGCGGUCGGACUCGCCCACGCCCUGCAACUCCCCGCUGGCCCCCCACAAGCCCGCGCCCCUGCGCACGGACGAGCUGCGCGGCCUGCCCCAGUCCGCGCGCAGCACGCUCACGCGCAGCCAGGUCGCCCAGGCCGUGUCCACGCUCACCCGCCAGAACGCCACCGCCAGCAGUCCGGACGACCCCGGCAAGUCGCCGCUGCACGAGCCGCGCUACUUGUUCAUGGAGACGCGCAAGUGCAGCAGCCUGGGCAUCAGCCUGGUGGGGGGCAACGCCGUGGGCAUCUUCGUGCACAGCGUGCAGCCGGACUCGGUCGCCUGCGCCUCGGGCCUCAGGACGGGCGACCAGAUCCUGGAGUUCAACCACACGGACCUGCGGCGCGCCACGGCCGAGGAGGCGGCCUACGAGCUGGCCAAGCCGGCCGACAAGGUCACCGUGCUCGCCCACUUCAACCUCCAGAGGUACAACGAGGUGAAGGACAAGCCCGGGGACAGCUUCUUCAUGCGAGCGCAGUUCGACCGCGUGGGCGACCUGGGCGACUCCCUGCAGCUGCGCUUCCGCAAGGACGACGUGCUGUACGUGGACAACACCAUGUUCAACGGCGUGCCGGGCCACUGGCGCGCCUGGCUGGUGGACGAGGACGGCCGCCACACGCAGUGCGGCAUCGUCCCCAGCAAGUACAAGGUGGAGGAGGAGCUGCUGCUGCGACGCAGCCUGGGCGACAUCGAGGCCGACGCGCGGCGCGGCACCACGUCGGCGCGACGCAGCUUCUUCCGGCGCAAGAAGCACCAGCGCAGCUCCUCGCAUGACUCGAAGGAGCUGGCCAGCUUCUCCAACAUCAACCUGGGCUGGUACAGCGACUCGGGCAGCCUCAACGAGGAGGUGGCGCUGUGCUCCUACCAGCGCGUGCAGCGCCUCGACUACCCGGUGUUCCGGCCGGUGCUGAUCGUGGGGCCGCUGGCCGAGUGCGUGAUGGAGAAGCUGACGCAGGACUUCCCCGACAAGUUUGUGCGCUGCACGCCCGAGCCCAUCCCGCACUCCCAGGCCAUGAUGGAGAAGGGCAUGGCGGAGAACAUCGUCGACUACCGCAAGAAGGGCUGCAACUUCGAGUGCACCACCGUCAGCGCAGUCAAGGAGAUCUGCGAGAAGAACUGCCACUGCAUCCUGGACAUCGGCCUGGCGGCGGUGGAGCGGCUGCACCGGCACCAGAUCUACCCCAUCGUGCUGCUCAUCAAGUUCAAGUCGACGAAGCACAUCAAGGAGGUGAAGGACGCCCGCCACCCGGUCGAGAAGGUGUCGGCGAAGGCGGCCAAGGAGAUGUACGAGCACGCGCUCAAGCUGGAGUCGGAGUACAAGCACUACAUAUCAGCCGUGAUCCCGGCCGGCAUGAACGUGGCGUACACGUUCACGCAGAUCAAGGCGGCCGUCGACAAGGAGCAGAACAAGACGCUGUGGGUGCCGUUCAGCGGCAUGUGACGCUCGGCCCCGCCUCUGGCCGCCGCCCACGCUCGCUGGCGGUCCAUUUAGCUGCGCCCCUCGCCGUGCGCGCACCUUGGCAGCCCCGGGGCCCGGGGUGUCGCGACGAGGUCCCGCGGCUGUGCCUGACAGGUCCGAGUCCCCGUGUCUGGCGGUCCCUCUGCAUCACUAGGUGUCGCGCACGGUACUGAACCUACCACAAUUCCUCGAGGUACCACGACGAUCCAAAUCAAAAACAAAACCUGCAUUCAAGACAAAAAUUUUGCUAGUGUCAAAAGAUGAGUUCUCUGCAUGAACUUGUAUUACGUACUUUAUUUACGUGCAUAAUAGUAUAAUACCAAACAUCAUCUGACCAUAUUUUUACCCCAAGAUAAAUGGGUGCUGGUACGAAACAAUGGUGGAAUAAAUUCAAUUUUUUGUACCAUCAUUAUGAUGGCUUUAUGGGCCUAACUACCUUAGACCUGUUAAAUGUAAGUAUUAGUGUUGGGUCAAUUUUGAUUCUGGAAUAGACCGAUUCCACUGAUUUCAGAGUCAUAGUUUUGGAUUCAAAUCUGGGUGAUUUUUCCCUUAUACCAUUAUUUAAAAAAAAAAAAGAUUUAAUUUUUACGCUAGUGAAGAUAGUAAUUUUUGUCCAUAAUGCAAAUAGGCUUAAAGUGGCACGUCCUCCAACAUCAAACAUCACCACUUGCCUGCUUAUUCUUUGCUCGUAAAUUUCAGUCAUGCCGAGGUUUGUGGUGGAGCGUACAACCCUCAAGUGUGUCAAGUUGGUGAUCGUGGCAUGUUCACGCACGUGUGUGUCCGGAGCUCUCGGAGCCAGUGGAGGUCUUAGUUAUGCCCUUUCCUUCUCUCUCCUUACCGGGAUGAUCUUGUGCAGAGAAGCCUUUUUCAAUAUUUGUCGCUCGAAUCUCGAAUACAAGUGUAUGCAAAUGCAAAUUGUCUCAACUGCUUUACUGGAAUACAUGUGGCAGUUGUUGCAUGUUGGUUUUAUACUGUCUCUUUGGCUGUAAUGAAUGAAUUAAUAGUAUUAUUUGUGGUGUGAAUUAAAGAGAAUAAAUAAUUGCACAGCUUUUGUAUGUAAGCAUGACACAAACCGUGGAAAUAGGUACUGUUGGAAAUGGAUGCAUAAAGAGCACGAUUGAAAAUAUGUUUAUUUCUUUGUUGGGUGUUUCAAGGUGAAGUCUUCGAGCACAGUGCUAGAGUGUUCUGGCCUAUCUUUGCACGCAGGACGAAUUUGUGUCCAGACCACUCGUAGCUGGGCUGGUAAUUCCUCCCUUAUCUACGUUCACCAUGGUUGUAAUUAACAUUUUCCCUGUUCAAAAGGUUGUGGAAGGUGCUACGUAUAUAUGUGCACAUUUUUAACACCACUCAAAACACACAUGUAAUGUUCAGUAUUUUAAUUGCGAGUCAGCACUUUCACGUACAGUAGUUUGUGGUUUUGGUGGCACAAGUCAGAAUACGUGGUCGUGGGUGAUGUUUUAACAAGGGUUCAAUACACUGUGUUCAUGUAAAUGUAUUAGGAAUGUAAAUGUGUGAUAGCCAUAGAAGUUGAAAACUACUCUCGUACAAAAAUUAAACACAAUCUAGGAGACACCAUAUAGCACUAGUAGUACCUUGUAACCUCUUCUCAAGUAUUCACAACUAGCACAAGGAAUUGUGUCAUGUUUAAUGUGGAAAAAAAAAGUAUUUUUGUUAUGAUCAUAUAAUGACUUUGCAGACAUAUGUUAAGAUACAUGACAUACAGAUGUCCUAGUUUUAAAGGUCAGCCACUGUUAUUUUUGGAGCUGGGUGCAUAUCUUUGUACGCUAACAAACUGUAGUUGUAGUGUGUAGCAAAAGACUGACUACAUGAAUGAGUGAUAAAUACAUAUAUACUGAAAGUUCUCACACAACGCAAUUUUUGUGGAAUCGUGGUCUACAUUUUUGCAACUGUCAUUUGUAAGCAAUUUUUAAUUAACUCUUUUGAGUGUGAAAUGUAUGUGUUAUACGGUGAUUUUUUUUCUAAGUAUUUUUAUUGUGUCGUAUCAUUGAACGUGAACUGCCUACGGGUGGGAAAUGUCGUGGUUAUCGCGGGUACCAGUUUGGAAGCAGCUGGGGCAGUGUGCUCCGGUGCUGCAAAUCAAAUUAUUCUCAAUGGUCCUUUGGGUGUUAACAAUUGCGAAAACUGAUACAAGUAAUUAGUCCAUUCUGUUAACAAAACCUUUUUUAUUAAAAUCAAAAAAAAUUAUCACCGGAACAUAUUUUGAUUGAUUUUGCAGGAAAUUAAUUGCAUUUUUUUUACUCAGAAUUGUGGCAUACUAUGUAUGGUUUUGUUAGCUCAAUGAAAAAAAAAAGUUUUACAUUCAGUGCUGUAAUUUACUUCAAAAUAUUAAUAAGUGUGGGUUUCAGAUGUCCUUCCAGUCUUCAGCUGAAGUCUGUUGGGUUUUUCUUUCUCAGUGGUUAGUUCACAGCACAAUCACGAGCCUCGCUGCUCUUCCUGUUCCGAGCUGAGCUGGCUUGUAGCGUUGUAACGUCCGACCUGAAGCAACUUCUUGCCACAAUGUUCAGUGAGUUUGUUUGUACGUUGUGUAAAAUAUGCCAUUAUUUCUUUCUGUUAUUUUGUAAACUAUAAUGUACAUAGGCUUUCUUAUGGCUUAAGUUAGUCCAGUGAAUUUCUCUUGCGUGUGUGUCCUUUUUUAUUUUACAUUUUAAGCUGAAUAUCAUUGAAGGGUUAGUUACCAAAAAAUCUAUUUAUUUAUUAAUUGGUAUAUAACUUUAUAUUUCAGUGUUUGUUACUUAUGAAAUUAAAUGUUCUUGUGUUAAGUGUAUUCUGAAAUGCAUAAAUAUUAUUGUUUGAAAAUAAAUUAAUAGUUAAUGAAACAGUUCUGUCCACAAGUAUAAUACUUCAUGCAAUUUGACCUUACAAAACAUAUAGUAUGUAACCAAUUGUAGCAAUAUGCAGUCAGGUAUUAUUACAUAUACAAAUAAAACUGGUUGUACACUUUA